Molecule: messenger RNA, 5421 nt
Organism: Homarus americanus (American lobster)
Lineage: Eukaryota; Metazoa; Arthropoda; Malacostraca; Decapoda; Nephropidae
Product: DNA repair protein XRCC1-like
Exons: 14
Coding region: 280-2364 (694 amino acids)
Biological process (GO): base-excision repair; single strand break repair; double-strand break repair via nonhomologous end joining
Cellular component (GO): nucleus
Molecular function (GO): damaged DNA binding
Source: RefSeq, a predicted model, not a curated record
AGGAGUGUUGUUACAAGACAAGAGAGACUGCGUGAUAACUCCUGAUGCCAAACUCUAAUAAGUCAAUCGUUUGCUAAACCCUUCCAAAUUGGCUCACAUGGCGUCAUAAUAACACCUACGAAUCCUGAUUUUACAACACCUGGACCAACACUUCUAAUCCGGAUCUGAGGGCAACACAACAGUGACUGACUGACUGAGGCUCUUCAUGUGUAGAGGAAGUGAACGACUGAUACUGUUCACGUUAAAUGACACUCUAUUAAAACUUCUCCAGACAUCAUUAUGCCUCCUAUUGUGUUUACCGAGGUGCUGACGUUCUCCAGUGAAGAUCCGAAUCAUCCAGCAGAAAACCUCAUACGUGCUGACACAUUUCGUAAGUGGAAGUGUGCUCCUGGGACAGCAGAGAAACAAUCUUCAGUCACACUGAAGCUGGAAAAGUUGAGUUCUAUCCAGUCCAUCGACAUCGGCAAUGAAGGAUCAGCAUUUGUGGAGGUGUUGGCAGGCAGAGAAGGAGCUGCAGCUUUUCAGGUACUGCUUGUUGCUUCAUCCUUUAUGACUCCUAUUGAGUCAAGAAAUUGCAGCGACAUGCACCGUGUCCGCAUGUUUGGUCCUGAUAAGCUGAACAAAAAUGUGGCAACACAGAAGUGGGAUCGCCUAAAAAUUAUUUGCACACAACCAUUCAACAAGAAUAUGCAGUAUGGCCUGUCCUUCAUCACUGUUCGAGCCCCUGGAGAUGACCCCAAACCGUCCCCACCUAAAAUGACCAGACUUGGAAGUUUCACGCUGAAGGACGAGGAGGAGGACGACAAUAUAAAAACUGGCGAUUUAUUUGCCCGAAGAAAAGAAAAGGAAUCUUCUCCAGCCAUAUCUGGUGCAGCAGGCAUCCGAGCUGCAUCAGCAGCUGCUCUAGCCUCUGUCUCGUCACCAGGAGCCAAUAAGAGAAAAAGUCAGGACCCACCACCUGAGUCAGGAUUCUACCAGUUGAAGAAAACAAAAGUUUCGGACCCAGAUCCAACAAAGACUUCACCUGUGUCCAAACCUGCACGACCUCCCUCUGCCUCCACCCCUCACAGGAAUGACCAGAGUUAUGAUAGAGAAAGAGAUAAGGUUGGAGUAAAUGGACGUAAAAUUGAGAAACAUGAAGUGAAACACAGACCUUCAGAGAGUGGUGAGAAAGAGAGAAAAGGAGAGAAACAUAAGAGUAAGAACAGCAGUGUAGAAAAAACCCAAACUGCCACUACACCCAAACCAACAGCAUCAGGACCAGUGCCACAGAAAGCUAAGAAGUCCAAGCCUUUCACUUCACUGAUGGACGACAUUUUGUUCGUGAUGAGCGGUUAUCAGAAUCCACAGCGGUCACAACUGAGGGACAUGAUGUUAGACAUGGGAGCCAGGUACCAGGGUGACUGGGACAAAAAAUGCACCCACCUGAUUUGUGCCUUCACUAACACUCCAAAGUACCAACAAGUGAAGGGCCGUGGUAAAAUUGUCUCGGCCAAGUGGAUCACCGACUGCCACAAGAAUAAGAUUAGAUACCCCUGUAAAAGGUACUCUCUGGAAAAGGGGCGUGAUCAGGCUGAGAGUGAAGAGGAAGUCUGGGCGGAAGAACUUUUGCCUAAAGAAUCCAAACCAGUUGUAAAACCAGCCGCUCCUUCACCUAUCCCAGGAGCUACUGCCACCCCAGAACUUGAUGAUGAUACUGACUCAGAUGACAAUGAAGAUACAGAUGAUGAAAUUGAAAGGGUUCUUGCAAGACAGAAGAAGAAUGAAGCAGAAUCAACCUCUAAGAAGGCAGACUCAUCAGAAAAUAACACAAGGCCAGAUACCCAAAAAAGAAUAGUAGAGAAAGACACGAAACUGCCUCCUCAAGUAAAUAUAAGGAAAAACAAAACUACAUCUCAGGCAGUAAAAACAAAUGAAGGUUUGAGAACAGAUAAAGACACACACGUGGCAAAUGGAGCUACAGUGAGCAGUGAUGACGAGGUGUACGAUGAUGACACGGAUGUAGAUGAAGCAAACAUUAAGUACCUGUCUCUCCAACAGAAACCCCCAGACACCUCAGCUUUGCCACUACCCAGCCUUGGAGAUUUCCUUAAGGGAAAAUAUUUUUAUAUUUAUGGAAAGUUAGCAGAAGAGAAAAAGCAGUUGUUGCGACGUUAUAUUAUUGCUUUUAAAGGAGAGUUAGAGGAUUACAUGAGUGAAAAAGUGCAAAUUGUCAUUACCGAAGACAGAUGGGACAAGAACUUUGAUGAGGCUCUGAAUGACAACCCUAACCUGCAGUUUGUCAAACCUGUGUGGAUAUGGCGCUGUUGUGACAAGCAGAAACUUGUUCCUUAUCAGCCAUAUUUGGUGGUGCCAGCAGAGUAAAACAUUUUUGUGGUGACCAUUUAAUAGUUAGGGUGAUAGUGACAGUUAAUGUACAAACCUUUGAAAUGUGUAUGUAUGGAAACUAUUGCAGUGUUAAUUACCUCAGGUCCUGGUAGCUUUGGCAGACAUGAUGAUUAUUUACAAGUUCUUAUUGAUUAAUUAUUACAGGACUAUACUGUACAUGUUGUUUGUAAUGCAGGUCUGAGUCUCCUUUGAUUGUUCCAAUAAAAGAUCCUUUUAAAAUGCAACAAAUGUUUCAAAAUUGUUAAGAAAUGUUUCUUUAUUUAUUGUGUGCAUGAGAAGACAAAGGAGUUGUUCUUCUGAAUAUUGUAUGGAAACAAAAAUUUUUCAUCUGGAAAAUUUAAACUUAAUUUUCAGUACCACACUUGGUAUCUGCCGUAAGGUUGGAUGAAAGUUAAUUUAUGUUCAAGACAGGAAGGCUGUAAAUAUACAGGUAACCCACUAUUUUUUAUGUACCUGUAUUUUGCAAUACAUAUAAUGUAGGGAAAAAUAUUAACUGUAUUUACAAAAGAUUUAUCAAGAGCCCAUGUCAUACUGCACAGUUUGCCUGAUGCCGUUUCAUUCUUGGUUUACACAAUAUGUUACCGGUACGUGGAGCUUACCAUUGUCUCUGGUAAUUACAGAUGUACUGUACAGUAUUUAUAUUUUUUACUGUUGUCACCAAAGUGUUUGAAAAGAUAUUGAACUCGGCCAAAAAAGUGAACAAAAGGUAUAGACAGGAUGACGGCAGAAAUAGCUAAUGGUUGUUGACUCUGCUCAAGAUAUUUAUGGCACUUAAUGCAAUUAGUAUUUUUUUUUUUUAAACUCCAAAUGAUUAAUAUAUUUUAGGACAUACAAUAAAGAGUUGAUAAGGAGUGGGACAGUUGUUGAGGAGUGAUAGGUACAGUUUACUUGGGCUCUGGACCCACCAGAAGUAAUACUUGAUAUGUGAACAACCUUUUCCAUUACCAAAAGUUAAUACCCAAUACAGUAUUCAAUGUACCCAUCACCCAUGUGAGCUUGUGGGUUAGCUGUCUUGCACAAGGCAGUAAAGAACACACACUUGUGGUAUUAAAAGAAGAAAAAAAAAACCCACCAGCAAUUUUCCAUGCUUGCUUGGGUUACCCUUGAUUACCUGAUGGCAGCUCUCCAAGCUGUAUGGUCUCUUAAAGACCCAUGUCAUUCUUGCCCUACCCCUAGGUCCCCUCCCCAUUUACACUCUUGACCCAUUUGGUCUCCUCCAUUCUCUCCACUUAACUAAACAAUCUCGGCCUACUUCUGCACAAAACCUCACCAAUGCUCUCGAUAUUAAGCUACCCUCCUAACAGGCUUUCCUGUCUCUAAAUGUCACAUUACACAUCCAUCUCACCAUUGUCACUUUAGUAUCUGUAUAUCACCCUCUUUAACUGCCCAAACAUGAUAUGUCUCACACUGGUUGCAUAAAUCUUUCCUCUCAAGUAGAGAGAAGGCCCUCUUGUUGUCAAUAAAGGUAACAGCUUCAUAAACUUCUUCAACAGGGUCUUUGAAGGUGACCAUAGAUAGACUGUUGACUCAGGAAAAAUUAUUACUGCCACACCACUUGACAACCACAAUCUUUAGUAAGGUACUGCAAGCAUUGUACAGCCAACCAUAAUAACUAUACUGUACAGUAUUUCUCCCCCAUAUUGUACACGUUUCUUCUCAAUGUUAAUUCUCAUUCUAAAGCUUGAGUGUAUGUAAGGGUUUACUGUUUAAACUUUUUACAUUAUUUAGUAUUCAAUGUUUUGCCCCAUGGCCCCUCAUAGUACCAAGCAGUUUGCUAUUGAGUGGUUAUUACAUUUCACAAAGUCCAAACCAUUUCUGUUCUGUAAACUACUUUGUUAUGUUGGUUGUUCCUUAUUGCCUAAAUUAUGUCUUCAAAGUACAAAGAUGGAUGAAUUAUAUCAACGUCAGUGUUAUUUCAUUAAGUUUGGUAGUUUUAUCAGAAAAGGUUUCUACUUAGGGUCACUGUAAAGUAAAGAUAGUUUUAAGGAAUGUGUACCCUCUUUUAUAUGUAGCUAAAUGUACUGCACAGUUCAUGGUAAAUUUUACCUGUUGAAUAUAUUUAUAUGCAGUACAGUACUGUACUGUAUGUAGAUUUCAAGAAAUAUCAACUUGUACAUUAUUUAAAAUACAAGAAAAGAAGUCAUCCUUGUUAUUUAAUGUCUUUAUGCAUGGAAGUGAGAUGUGAUGAUAAAGAUGUUCAACAAAGGUGAAAAUGAAAGAGAGGAAGUUUUAGAAUACAGUAUUGAAAAGAAGAACAAGUGGAACACUACUGUACCGAGAACAUUAAUAAAUACCAGUAGGUUAAAAUGGUAUUUCUUUUUUCUACAACAAUUAAAUAAUUUUAUGAAAUCUAGGGAGACGUUUUGAAGACGGUGUUGCGUGUCCAAAAACCAAAUUGUACGAUACAUAUUACACACGACUGUAUAAAUAAUACUGUCUGGAUUUUAAUGUUGGAAAUACCUUAUUAGGUAUAAACAUACAUAUAAUUACCCUCAGCCCUCCUUUCCUGGGCAAUAAUAUCAUUAGGUUGAGCCCACAUGGACUGGAGUCAUUAAUUAACACCAAUUACUCAAAAAUUUAAAUUAUGAACCCAGAUCCUUCAUCAGCAUGUGAACGAGUACAGUACCUUUUUACGAAAUGUGAACAAAAUCCAGUGGUGUACCCAGAAAUUUGCCAGGUAGUGGGCAGGUGAACUUUGAAUGAAACUUACUACUGAGGUAUUGUACAGUAAUGUAUAUGUAUUGUUGAAAUACAAAAUGAAUUUUUAUUUAUUUCCUUCUCAUUUAUCUUCUUAUUGUUAAAAAUGGUUCAUGUGGAAUAAUUUACUAACUCGAGGGGGAUCGACCACCCCCGUUGUGCUCCCCCUUUGGUAUGCCUAUGUAUUUGCUUUCUUCAUCUUUAGGCAGUGAAAUUAAUACAUAUGGUUAUGAAGUCAAAUGUUAUUAUUUUCUGUAUAAUGUAUUAUACUGUACUAUAGAAUAUGAAAUCACAUUGUUUAAGUACCAGGACAAUACAUGGACAAAACAAUCCUAU